AUGCUGUAUAACAACAAUAACAGCAACAGCGGCGGCCAGUCGUACAAUAGUAGCCACCAUUACAACGGGCGAGGUGGAUACAGCGGAGGACGCGGUGGAUACAACGGAGGUGGUGGAUACAGUCGAGAUAGAGGUGGAGACCGUGGUGGGAAUAGAGAUAGAGGAGGCGACAGAGAUAACAGAGGUGGAGACAGAGAUGGAAACUACGGUGGAGAUGGUAACGGGCACGGAAAUGGACAUGGAGGUGGAGGGGGAGACAGAAAUGGUAAUUCCUCCAACCAACCCUAUGGCCAGAGUUUGGAAAACCAACUAGCCUCUCAAGAGAGAAGAACUGCACACAGAAGAACAGUAGACCAUGGUAAUAACAUGGGUCGUUGGUACAUUAAUAGAAGUAUAGGGCUCGAUGACCAAGCAAUUGGUAAAAUAAGGCCCGAGUCCUCUUAUUUGAUUGACUUGUUACCCUCACCAGCGUAUGCCAACAACCAUAAGCAUAACAUGGGGAUAAUGGAUACCCAGACCAAGUUUGUCCAUCUCUCGUCCAACAAGGCCAAGCAUUCUAUAAACACGGUGAAAUGGACGCCGGAAGGUAGGAGAUUGGUGGUUGCGUCGCACAUUGGAGAAUUCACCGUAUGGAAUGGUAUGACGUUCAAUUUCGAAACUAUUAUGCAAGCUCAUGAUCUGGCGAUCUUGUCCUUGAAGUACUCUCAUAACGACGAAUGGUUGUUAAGUGGUGACCAAGAAGGUACGAUCAAGUACUGGCAACCGAACUUCAACAACGUCAAUAUCUUGAAGGGGCACACAGACGGGAUUAGAGAUAUAGCCUUCUCUCCUAACGAUACCAAGUUUUUAACUUGUUCAGAUGAUUCGUCGAUCAAAAUAUGGAACUUCAAUAACGGACAGGAGGAAAGAACAUUGUCAGGGCAUCAUUGGGACGUGAAAACUGCAGAUUGGCAUCCAAAUUUGGGUCUUAUAGUGUCUGGAUCCAAAGAUAACUUGAUUAAGCUUUGGGACCCAAGGGCCCCAACGUGUAUCUCAACUUUACACGGGUUUAAGCAUACGAUAACCAAAGCAAGAUUCCAGCCCAACGGUACCAAGAGGUUAUUGGCCUCGGUUUCUAGAGACAGAUCGUGCAGAAUCUUUGACUUACGUACCAUGAAAGAUAUCUUAGUGAUCAGAGACCACGAAACAGAUUUAUCCUGCGUAGAAUGGCAUCCAAUCCACCCAUCUAUGCUUACUACUGCGGCCUACGAUGGCUCCAUGAAUCAUUAUUUGUUGAAUUCGUACAUAUCAGAGGGAAAACUGGAAUCCAACAGUAACACCUCAACUUCCAUUGAAGCCACUCAUAAGAUUCCGUAUGCACACGAAAGAGCAAUCCAUGCCUUGGAAUACCACCCCUUGGGUCAUUUGUUGUGCUCUGCUGGUGCUGAUAGACUGGCUAGAUUCUGGUCGAGAGCCAGACCAAACGAUCCCAUGGGAUUCCAAGAUGCAUUGUAUACGAACGAAAAGGCUGGCGCUUGGUACUACGGAGUCAAUAAUAAUAUUAACGCCGUCAUUGAACCCACCAGUCAAAGUAAAGACCUGGCCAACAAUAACCAUGCCAAUCAAAUUAACGGCAACGCAGGAUUCAGCGUACCAGGUAUCAGUGGAGAUUUCUCCAUCCCUGGAAUUGGUACAUAA
This is a messenger RNA of Dujonia railenensis, 1677 nucleotides long. NCBI's taxonomy places the organism in Eukaryota, Fungi, Ascomycota, Pichiomycetes, Serinales, Debaryomycetaceae. The record is from the annotation of a GenBank genome assembly.